UGUCAACUUUCCCUGAGGUCGGAGUUGGCAGCCACGGCGUGUGUGGUAGCGGCUACUACGAACGCGGAGAAAUGAGGCAGAAGCGAAAAGGAGAUCUCAGCCCUGCUGAGCUAAUGAUGCUGACCAUAGGAGACGUUAUUAAACAACUAAUUGAAGCCCAUGAACAGGGGAAAGACAUCGAUCUAAAUAAGGUGAAAACCAGGACAGCUGCCAAAUACGGCCUUUCAGCACAGCCCCGUCUGGUGGAUAUCAUCGCCGCAGUCCCACCUCAGUACCGCAAGGUUUUGGUCCCCAAGUUAAAGGCAAAGCCCAUCAGAACUGCCAGUGGGAUUGCUGUUGUGGCUGUGAUGUGCAAACCCCACAGAUGCCCACACAUCAGUUUUACAGGAAACAUAUGUGUAUACUGCCCUGGUGGACCUGAUUCAGAUUUUGAAUAUUCAACCCAGUCUUAUACUGGAUAUGAGCCAACCUCCAUGCGAGCUAUCCGAGCCAGAUAUGACCCUUAUCUGCAGACAAGACACCGAAUAGAACAGUUAAAACAACUUGGUCACAGUGUGGAUAAAGUGGAGUUUAUUGUGAUGGGUGGAACGUUUAUGGCUCUUCCAGAAGAAUACAGAGAUUAUUUUAUUCGAAAUUUACAUGAUGCCUUAUCAGGACAUACCUCCAACAAUAUUUACGAGGCAGUCAAGUAUUCUGAGAGAAGCCUCACAAAGUGCAUCGGUAUUACUAUUGAGACCAGACCGGAUUACUGUAUGAAGCGGCAUUUAAGUGACAUGCUGACCUAUGGCUGCACGAGGCUGGAGAUUGGGGUGCAGAGUGUCUAUGAAGAUGUGGCCAGAGAUACCAACAGGGGCCACACUGUGAAGGCAGUAUGCGAGUCAUUUCACCUGGCCAAGGAUUCUGGUUUCAAAGUCGUGGCUCAUAUGAUGCCUGAUCUGCCAAAUGUGGGACUAGAGAGAGACAUUGAACAGUUUACAGAGUUUUUUGAGAACCCUGCUUUUCGUCCUGAUGGUUUGAAACUCUACCCUACCCUGGUGAUUCGUGGAACUGGGCUUUAUGAGCUCUGGAAAUCAGGAAGAUAUAAAAGUUAUUCUCCUAGUGACCUGAUUGAAUUGGUGGCUCGGAUCCUUGCUCUUGUGCCUCCAUGGACUCGAGUGUACCGAGUGCAGAGAGAUAUUCCAAUGCCCUUAGUCAGCUCAGGAGUGGAGCAUGGUAAUUUGAGAGAGCUGGCUUUUGCAAGAAUGAAAGACCUUGGAAUACAGUGUCGAGAUGUGAGAACCAGAGAGGUUGGAAUCCAAGAAAUUCAUCACAAAGUACGGCCAUACCAGGUUGAAUUGGUGAGGAGAGAUUAUGUUGCAAAUGGUGGCUGGGAAACAUUCUUGUCAUAUGAAGACCCAGAUCAAGACAUUUUGAUUGGCCUCCUGAGAUUACGAAAGUGUUCAGAAGAAACGUUCCGUUUUGAGUUGGUUGGAGGUGUUUCCAUAGUUCGAGAGCUACAUGUGUAUGGAAGCGUAGUCCCUGUGAGCAGUCGCGAUCCUACUAAAUUUCAGCAUCAGGGAUUUGGCAUGCUUCUGAUGGAGGAGGCAGAAAGAAUAGCUAGAGAAGAACACGGAUCUGGGAAAAUAGCUGUUAUAUCAGGGGUCGGCACCAGGAAUUAUUACAGAAAGAUCGGCUACAGACUACAAGGGCCGUACAUGGUAAAGACGCUAAAAUAAUGGCCACACCGGCCCACCUGGAUGCAGUGUCCUCCCUGGCAGAAAAUAAAGAUUCAGGGUACCUUGAAUACUCAGCAGAGAAGCCGAGCAAAACAAAUGGACCUACCAUGCCUCCCUGGCAGGGAGCUUCACCCUCAUCCUCCAGCUGCAGAAACGGGAAACUGCCUUCAGGGCCAGGCCAGGCAUCUGCCGACCAAGCCCACCGAGCCCCUGGUGCCCAGAGCUGCGUGUUCACGCGUCAUGUAUCCAGUUUCUAAAGUCUGCAUGAAGCCUGCAAUUGACCUACCAUGACUCAUGCACAGUGACGAAAGCAGACCAACUCAUUUGGACAUCGUAAUUCAUGAAGUAAAACUAGCUAUUGUCCUUUGAAGAGUAAACUUAGGAGUAGGUUAUUUAUAUACUGUAGGGAUAGAAAGACUGGAACAUAUGAAAACUGUCAGACUUUGAUCUCUGGCGUAUGUAACAUUCGGCACAAGAAAAUGAGCUCUCGUUUUAAUGGAAAUAGUUCUGAUGCCCAGCUGAUGUCUGAGGUAACAGUGUGACGGGGAGAGAGGAAAUGAAGUUGUAGGUUUGUGUGUUAAGCCCGAAACCAGCCUUUCUCACUUGGGAGUCUCCUGUCUACUGUGGGCCAUUGCAAACACCCUUUAUUUCGCACUUUUUCUUGUCUGUACUCCCCACACUCUAGACGCUGCAGAGCACGUGGGCGGCAGCGUUUACAGACUUCCCUUUUGCAACUCCCAGUUUGCAGACUGGCCGCCUUCCGGAGGCUUCCCCCUCAUAUGUCCUGAGCGGGCAGAGUCCGACAUGCACAUGCCUGAGCUGGUGUGGCCCUAAGUCAAGGUUCGCUUCCACAGAAGCUGUUUCCUGCAUUUUCAUUCUUUAAGAUGGACUUUGGUUUGGUUUAAAUGAAAAUAAGAUAAAGAGUUCAACUCCUAUGAAAGCAAAAAAGCAGGAAACAGGCCCAAAUCUAAAAAUAGGGAAAAGAUUGGCUUUUUUCAAAGGUUUGUAUUUGAGAACUGCCUCUUUGUAACUUCCAGGAGACUCAGCCUGGAGAGGGCCAAUUCUGAGAGCAUGGCUUACCCCUGUGCCCCCUGGCUUCUGUGGCAUUUUACAGAGGUUUAUUAAAUGGAAUUGAUUCCCAUGAAAGAUUAAAAAAAAAUAAAAGCUUCAACAUACGGCGAA
Messenger RNA from Suricata suricatta (meerkat), 2897 nucleotides. It is a transcript of the gene ELP3, whose product is annotated as elongator acetyltransferase complex subunit 3. The transcript is spliced from 15 exons. Gene Ontology annotation, biological process: tRNA wobble base 5-methoxycarbonylmethyl-2-thiouridinylation. Gene Ontology annotation, cellular component: nucleus; cytoplasm; elongator holoenzyme complex. Lineage: Eukaryota; Metazoa; Chordata; Mammalia; Carnivora; Herpestidae. The record is from RefSeq and is a predicted model, not a curated record. Bases 72 to 1715 code for a protein of 547 amino acids. Gene Ontology annotation, molecular function: iron-sulfur cluster binding; acyltransferase activity, transferring groups other than amino-acyl groups.